AUGAUAUUAAACUAAGCAUUUGAAAGUUAACUCAUGAAUCACAAAAUAAAAAAUAGGAAUGUUCUCAAAUUGAGAUUAUCAUAAACAAUUAACAUCAAAAAGCUUCAACUCAAGAAAUAAUUAUACUUUUUUCAUUUAGAAAGAUAAUUUAUGUAUUUUUGA
This is a messenger RNA of Paramecium sonneborni, 162 nucleotides long. Lineage: Eukaryota; Ciliophora; Oligohymenophorea; Peniculida; Parameciidae. The record is from the annotation of a GenBank genome assembly.